Messenger RNA from Cladocopium goreaui, 1650 nucleotides. The record is from the annotation of a GenBank genome assembly. Lineage: Eukaryota; Dinophyceae; Suessiales; Symbiodiniaceae.
AUGCACCAUCAGUGCUGCCAUGUGCUGCCAAAACCAAAUCCUGAGUUCAAUCGACUAAGGGCCCUGGACUCUGAAUUGCGGGCACACGUGAAGGGCAACGAUCCCUCCUUUGACAUCAACAAGUUGGCGUUUUUUGCAGAGGCCACAGGAACAGUUCAAGAGGGGCACAUUUUGGAGGCACAAAAUGCUGUUGCCAACGCGCGGAAAAGCUCCCUACAAGCUGGAUUCAACCUCUUCCGGACUUCGCUGGGCAACGACCAAGUACUUCAUGAACGGCACUUGGCAGCUUCAAAGACAGAUGAGGCAAAAGCCCGCAGUGCAGUUCUGGGUUCUUUAGAGGCAGAUGGGGAAAGAGAGAAGACCAUCAGUGCUAUUUCAGCAAAGGUGGUUCCAUGGGUUCAAAGCACUCUGAUGAACUGCGCAAGUGGGGUGCGAAGAUCAGAGUCAGAGCGGAUCAUCGCAUGGUGCAAUUGCGUGACUGCGGGGGUGCUUUCAGCUGGGAAAACGGAGUUCGCUGUGAACACCAUCACGUCCAUGGCUCACAGCAAUCCACGUCAGUUCGUGGCAGUGGUGGUGCUUCCCAACCGAUCGGGUGACCUCAGACUUCCGACCAAGCAAGAAAAGCAGGAGGAAGACGAUGACAAUGACUUUGAGGUCAAAGAGUUAGGAUCGAUGGACGCUCACAUGGUAACAGUCGAGGAUGAGGAUGACGAGGAUGACAAAAAACAGGAUUCGGCUGAGUUAGUGCUGCAUGAGUUUGUGUACAAGCUCAAAAGCUACUUCUUGGAAUCUGAGAGAGCUCUGCGUGUGCGCAACUGCAGCAUGGUCUUUGAUGAGAACACAGUGUAUGGAAACCGUGCUGGGGUCCAUCAGUGUUUGCUGGUGACAUCCAACGACAAGAACAACGUCUUCUUGAAGAGCAAAGCUUGGAAGACUGGGGUUGUUCAGGGUGCAGCCAUGCUUCCGAGAGCAGACAUGCUGAAGGUGGAGCGAUGCAGCAAAGGCUUCGCCUCAGAAGCCCGUCUCACGAGAGUCCAGGAGCUCAAGCAGCACAUGGCCGGGAUCAGCGUUGUGGAAAAGAUCAUUGGUUCCCUCACCGAUCCUUCGGACAACUACAACAUUGUGGUGGACCUCUUGGGGUUUGAUGGGUGGACGGCAGCAUUCGCCCUGAAUGAGCUCUGCAAGGGGAACAAGUGGGCUACAGGGACUGUGUGCCAUUGCCUUCACGAAACCUCGUUCGUGGCUGAAAUCACCAGCAACAAGAUCUUUUCCCUGGGUCGAGAAGGAACGCUGAAAAUCCCAGGCUUUCCCAACUUCAAGGCAGUGCUGACUGAGUUGCGGAAGUCUUCUGUGACAACAGCCAAGCCAGAAUAUUCGAUCUGCACUCCGUUACCUGAUGGGGGCUUGGUGAUCAAAUCAGCUUUGAUCGACCUUUGGACGAUCAAGAAUGAGGGGUUCAAAGACGAAGCAGAACAGCUGAUUCGAGAUCACAACAAUCGCUUCAAUCCUCGUGGUGUGAAGAGGGGGGAGCCGAGCAAUGCUGAGAAUGAGGCACGGGAGGAGCCUGAAAGGAAACGGCUCUGCAUUGAAAAGGCUAUGAAUCUCUCUGAUGAGUCACUGCUGGAAGACAAGCUCCCCAGCACAACUUAG